CGCCCCGGUUUUACAGGAUAGGAAAGUGAGGCGUAGGGAGAGGACGCGAACCGCUCGGGGCCUCCACGCAGGUCAUUCCUGCACGGGACAGUCCACCAUGGCCUCAGACCACCAGACCCAGGCGGGCAAGCCACAGCCCCUGAACCCCAAGAUCAUCAUCUUCGAGCAGGAGAAUUUCCAGGGCCACUCGCAUGAGCUCAAUGGGCCCUGCCCCAACCUGAAGGAGACUGGCGUGGAGAAAGCAGGAUCCGUGUUGGUGCAGGCCGGACCCUGGGUGGGCUACGAACAAGCCAACUGCAAGGGUGAGCAGUUUGUGUUUGAGAAGGGCGAGUAUCCCCGCUGGGACUCAUGGACCAGCAGCCGGAGGACGGACUCUCUCAGCUCCCUGAGGCCCAUCAAAGUGGACAGCCAGGAGCACAAGAUCAUCCUCUACGAGAACCCCAACUUCACGGGGAAGAAGAUGGAGAUCAUCGAUGACGACGUGCCCAGUUUCCACGCCCACGGCUACCAGGAGAAGGUGUCCUCCGUGCGUGUGCAGAGCGGCACGUGGGUUGGCUACCAGUACCCUGGCUACCGCGGGCUGCAGUACCUGCUGGAGAAGGGCGACUACAAAGACAGCAGUGACUUCGGGGCUCCCCACCCCCAGGUGCAGUCCGUGCGCCGCAUCCGUGACAUGCAGUGGCACCAACGAGGGGCCUUCCACCCCUCCAACUAG
Molecule: messenger RNA, 715 nt
Organism: Tupaia belangeri chinensis (Chinese tree shrew)
Lineage: Eukaryota; Metazoa; Chordata; Mammalia; Scandentia; Tupaiidae
Gene: CRYBB2
Product: crystallin beta B2
Exons: 6
Coding region: 98-715 (205 amino acids)
Biological process (GO): visual perception; lens development in camera-type eye
Molecular function (GO): structural constituent of eye lens
Source: RefSeq, a predicted model, not a curated record